CCUCUGGGGCGCGCUCGUGCGAGCGACGGGAGGGUUUGGGUGUGCAGCCCUCCGGCGCCUGUGAGAGGGAGCGGGUCGGCUCUUCUCCCUCCCCUCGGCUAGACGCAGGGGCGGCUGAGGAACGGAAGCGGCGGUUACGGCAAGAGCCUUGGCGCGAGGGGAUGGCAUUUGCCGUCGCCGCCGCCUCUCCGUCCCUGCCUUGGGCGUGAAGAGGACGCCCGGGAGCCGAAAGAUAUGAGGCAUCAAUUAGCAAGUGAAAGGUGAUUGAACCAUGGCUCAGUUUCCAACAGCUUUUGGGAGCAACCUUGACAUCUGGGCAGUAACUGUAGAUGAGAGAGCUAAGCAUGAUCAGCAGUUCCACAGUUUGAAACCAGUGUCUGGAUUUAUUACUGGAGAUCAAGCUAGGAACUUUUUUUUCCAGUCUGGAUUACCUCAACCAGUUUUAGCACAGAUAUGGGCUCUUGCAGAUAUGAACAAUGAUGGAAGGAUGGAUCAGCUGGAGUUUUCUAUAGCUAUGAAGCUUAUCAAACUAAAACUGCAAGGUUAUCAGCUCCCCUCUGCGUUGCCUCCUAUUAUGAAACAGCCUCCCCUUGCCAUUUCCAGUGCAUCAGGAUUUGGAAUCGGUGGUCUUCCCAGUAUGCCACCUCUUACAGCUGUUGCUCCUGUGCCAAUAGCAUCCAUUCCAGUAGUAGGAAUGUCUCCACCUUUAGUAUCUUCUGUUCCUACAGCAGCUGUACCCCCCCUUGCCAAUGGAGCACCUGCUGUUAUCCAGCCACUGCCUGCUUUUAGUCAUCCUGCCACAUUGCCAAAGAGUUCUUCCUUCAGUAGAUCUGGUGCAGGAUCUCAGUUAAAUGCGAAAUUACAAAAGGCACAAUCUUUUGAUGUGGCUGGUACAUCUCCUGCAGCAGAAUGGGCAGUUCCACAGUCAUCAAGAUUAAAAUAUCGGCAGCUAUUCAAUAGCCAUGACAAAACAAUGAGUGGACACUUGACAGGUCCACAAGCAAGAACUAUCCUUAUGCAGUCAAGCUUACCGCAAACCCAGUUGGCUACAAUAUGGAAUCUUUCAGACAUUGACCAGGAUGGAAAAUUAACAGCAGAAGAAUUUAUUUUGGCUAUGCACUUAAUCGAUAUGGCUAUGUCAGGCCAGCCGUUGCCACCUGUGUUGUCUCCAGAAUAUAUUCCUCCCUCAUUUAGAAGAGUUCGUUCUGGAAGUGGUGUAUCUGUCACAAGCUCAGUGUCUUUAGACCAAAGGUUACCAGAAGAGCCAGUAUUAGAAGAAGAACAGCAACAGCUGGAAAAGAAAUUGCCUGUUACAUUUGAAGAUAAAAAACGUGAGAACUUUGAACGGGGCAAUCUGGAGCUUGAAAAGCGGAGGCAAGCCCUUUUGGAACAGCAAAGAAAAGAGCAAGAGCGCCUUGCACAGUUAGAAAGGGCAGAGCAGGAAAGGAAAGAACGUGAGCGACAGGAACAGGAGCGAAAAAGACAGCUGGAGUUAGAAAAACAGCUAGAAAAACAACGUGAGUUGGAACGUCAAAGGGAAGAAGAAAGGAGGAAAGAAAUAGAAAGGCGUGAGGCUGCAAAAAGGGAACUUGAGAGGCAAAGACAGCUUGAGUGGGAACGCAAUCGGCGGCAAGAGCUUCUGAAUCAAAGGAACAAAGAACAAGAGGAUAUAGUUGUUCUAAAAGCUAAGAAAAAAACUUUAGAAUUUGAAUUGGAAGCUCUGAAUGAUAAAAAGCAUCAGCUGGAAGGUAAACUUCAGGAUAUCAGAUGCCGAUUGUCUACCCAAAGACAAGAAAUUGAGAGCACAAAUAAAUCUAGAGAGCUAAGAAUAGCAGAAAUUACACAUUUGCAACAGCAGUUACAAGAAUCUCAGCAAAUGCUUGGAAGGCUAAUUCCAGAAAAACAGUUACUUAAUGAUCAUUUGAAACAAGUUCAACAAAAUAGUGUGCACAGAGAUUCACUUCUCACAGUCAAAAGAGCCUUAGAAGUGAAGGAAUUAGCAUGCCAGCAGCUUCGUGACCAGUUGGAUGAAGUAGAAAAAGAAACCAGGUCAAAACUUCAAGAAAUUGAUAUUUUCAAUAAUCAGUUAAAGGAGCUGAGAGAGAUACAUAAUAAGCAGCAGCUGCAGAAGCAAAAGAACAUAGAAGCUGAUAAGCUAAAACAAAAAGAGCAAGAGAAAAAAACUGAAUUUGAAAAGCAAAAAGAUAGUCAGAGAAGAACCCAAGAACGGGAGAGACAGUGGCUUGAUAGAAUACAGCAGGAAGAAGAACACCAGAGACCAAGAAAAAUUCAAGAGGAAGAAAAAACAAAAUGGGAAGAAUUAAGCAACAAGAAAGAACAUGAAGAUAAGAACAAACACGAAGUACAAGAAAAAUUGAAUAAGAUUUUUCAUCAGCAUAAAGAUCCUGCAAAGCUGGCUGUCCAAACUCCUUGGUCAAACACAGAAAAGACUCCACUAACAAUUUCUGCUCAGGAAGAUGUGAAGAUAGUGUAUUAUCGAGCACUAUAUCCUUUUGAAUCUCGAAGUCAUGAUGAAAUCACUAUCCAGCCAGGAGACAUCAUCAUGGUGGAUGAAAGCCAAACCGGAGAACCUGGAUGGCUUGGAGGUGAACUGAAAGGGAAAACUGGAUGGUUUCCUGCAAACUAUGCAGAGAGAAUUUCUGAAAGUGAAACUCCGACCUCUGUAAAGCCAGUUAUUGACACUACAGCUGCCCCUAAAGUUUCAGUGCGUGAAACUCCCACAACACCUCUAGCACCGCCUCUCCCUGCAGAUUCAAGUACUACUGCCAACAACUGGGCAGACUUCAGUUCAACAUGGCCAGCAAGUACUAGUGAUAAACAGGAGACUGAUAACUGGGACGCUUGGGCAGCUCAACCUUCCCUUACUGUUCCGAGUGCAGGGCAGCUGAGGCAGAGAUCUGCCUUCACCCCCGCCACUGUGACCGGAUCAUCUCCUUCUCCAGUUUUGGGUCAGGGUGAAAAAGUGGAGGGACUUCAAGCACAAGCCCUGUAUCCUUGGAGAGCCAAGAAGGACAACCAUCUUAAUUUUAACAAGAAUGAUAUAAUCACAGUGUUAGAACAGCAGGAUAUGUGGUGGUUUGGAGAGGUUCAAGGUCAAAAGGGAUGGUUUCCUAAAUCAUAUGUGAAGCUUAUUUCAGGUCCUAUAAGGAAAUCAACAAGUAUGGAUUCUAGCUCUUCAGAGAGCCCUGCUAACCUAAAGAGAGCAUCACCAGUUACAAAAGCUGCUGUAUCAGGAGAAGAAUAUAUUGCCAUGUAUACUUAUGAGAGCUCAGAACAAGGAGACUUAACAUUUCAACAAGGGGAUUUAAUUCUGGUGACCAAGAAGGAUGGAGAUUGGUGGACCGGAACACUGGGUGAAAAAACAGGAGUAUUUCCCUCGAACUAUGUCAGACUGAAAGAUUCUGAGGUGUCUGGAACUGUUGGAAAGACAGGAAGCCUAGGCAAGAAACCUGAAAUUGCUCAGGUUAUUGCCUCAUACACUGCAACAGGUCCAGAACAGCUUACACUUGCUCCUGGUCAGCUAAUUCUUAUCAGAAAGAAAAAUCCUGGUGGAUGGUGGGAAGGAGAGCUUCAAGCUCGUGGGAAAAAAAGGCAGAUAGGUUGGUUUCCUGCUAACUAUGUGAAACUGUUGAGCCCUGGCACUAGUAAAACAACACCAACUGAGCCACCUAAAUCAACAGCAUUACCUUCAGUGUGCCAAGUCAUUGGUAUGUAUGACUACAUUGCACAGAAUGAUGAUGAACUGGCAUUCAGCAAAGGCCAGAUCAUUAAUGUCCUUAAUAAGGAAGACCCUGACUGGUGGAAAGGAGAAGUGAAUGGGCAAGUGGGUCUCUUCCCAUCCAACUAUGUGAAACUGACAACAGAUAUGGACCCAAGCCAGCAAUGGUGUGCUGAUUUGCACCUCCUGGACAUGUUGACGCCCACUGAAAGGAAACGGCAGGGGUAUAUCCAUGAACUGAUUGUAACAGAAGAAAACUAUGUGAAUGACCUACAAUUAGUAACAGAGAUCUUCCAGAAGCCACUGAUGGAUUCAGAGCUGUUGACAGAAAAGGAGGUUGCUAUGAUUUUUGUAAACUGGAAAGAGCUAAUUAUGUGCAAUAUUAAACUACUGAAGGCACUGCGUGUUCGUAAGAAAAUGUCAGGAGAAAGAAUGCCAGUAAAAAUGAUAGGAGACAUUCUGACAGCACAGCUUCCACACAUGCAGCCUUACAUUCGAUUCUGUAGCUGUCAGCUUAACGGGGCAGCGCUCAUCCAGCAGAAAACAGAUGAAGUGCCUGAGUUCAAGGAAUUUGUUAAAAGAUUAGCUAUGGAUCUGCGCUGCAAAGGGAUGCCAUUGUCAAGCUUUCUGCUAAAGCCUAUGCAACGAGUAACACGAUAUCCUCUAAUAAUAAAAAAUAUAUUAGAAAAUACUCCUGAAAACCAUCCUGAUCAUAGUCAUUUGAAGCAUGCUUUGGAGAAAGCCGAAGAACUUUGUUCUCAGGUCAAUGAAGGUGUACGUGAGAAGGAGAAUUCAGACAGACUUGAAUGGAUCCAGGCCCAUGUUCAGUGUGAAGGGUUAUCUGAGCAACUUGUUUUUAAUUCUGUUACAAACUGUUUGGGGCCACGCAAAUUUCUGCACAGUGGGAAACUCUACAAGGCCAAGAGCAACAAGGAAUUGUAUGGCUUUCUGUUCAACGACUUCCUCCUGCUGACACAGAUCAUAAAGCCUCUUGGUUCAUCUAGCACAGAUAAGGUUUUUAGCCCCAAAUCAAAUCUGCAGUAUAAAAUGUACAAAACACCCAUAUUUCUAAAUGAGGUCUUGGUUAAAUUACCCACGGAUCCUUCUGGAGAUGAGCCUAUCUUUCACAUUUCUCACAUUGAUCGAGUCUAUACACUCCGUGCAGAAAGCAUAAAUGAAAGGACUGCUUGGGUUCAGAAGAUCAAAGCAGCUUCUGAACUUUACAUAGAAACAGAGAAGAAGAAGAGGGAAAAGGCAUAUUUAGUCCGAUCCCAGAGGGCAACUGGUAUCGGAAGGCUAAUGGUGAACAUUGUCGAAGGUAUUGAAUUGAAGCCGUGCAGAUCCCAUGGAAAAAGUAACCCAUAUUGUGAAGUGACAAUGGGCUCUCAGUGUCAUAUCACCAAGACUAUACAGGACACUCUCAACCCCAAAUGGAAUUCUAACUGCCAGUUCUUUAUCAAAGAUUUAGAACAGGAUGUCCUCUGCAUAACAGUGUUUGAGAGGGAUCAGUUCUCCCCAGAUGACUUCUUGGGCCGAACUGAAAUCCGUGUAGCAGAUAUUAAGAAAGAUCAGGGCUCAAAGGGACCAGUUACAAAAUGUCUUCUUCUGCAUGAAGUCCCAACAGGAGAAAUAGUCGUCCGACUGGAUUUGCAGCUGUUUGAUGAACCUUGAAAAGGAACCUUCAAACUGAAAUAAUUGCAAUAGGCGUCUGCAGAAUCUGUCUAGAAAUUCUUAUACUUUUUAUAUGAGACAAAUACUUAUCAAAAGGAUUUUAAAAGCCACAAGCUAAGAACAGUCUUGUUAUCUUGGUAAUCCUUGCAGAAAACCGAAUUCCCAGUUUGUGAGGAAAAUAAAAAAAAUUGUUUCAUUUUUUUGCUGUAAUUUUCAGGAUAUGAGACUUUGACCCAGACAUGUAAAAUAAAACAAUGCACCUCCUUUGGAUUACUUCUGUAUGCAGUCUAAUCAAAAGAGGCUGCUACUGAUGUGUUUUUGAAGGCUUUCUGUAAAUUUCCCUUCGAAAUAUUGUGCCUAUUGGCCCACAGAAUAGUGUAUAAAUGUGAAUAUAUUUAUAGAGGAUAUACAUACAACAUGAAUGAAUUCUUGCCAUGUAAGAUACUGGGAUUUCUUUUAGGAAGUCCAUGAAAAUAUUUGAAUCUGUUUUAAACAAAUCAUCUCAAGAAGGAUAAUAUAAUGAUACAAAGUUUAAAUGACAGGUGCCCAGUGUGUUAAUGCUUAGCUGAAUAUUUCAAUUGCAAAGAAACAAAUUCUUUGUGAAUUUAAGUCUUGAGUUAUUGUUUCAAAGCCCUCUGUAUUGCUUAGUUCUCCAAGCUCCUUUAGAUUUUGAAUGGUACUGAUGCUUUGCACUUAUCAUCUGCCCUGGGAUAUCAUUCACCCCAACUGAUUAACAUGUAUCUCCACAUCAGUGCUUUUUAGUUAUGUUUCCAAUGAGUAUGUAGAUAAAAUAGUUAUUGAAAAUAGGAAAGAUGACAAAGUCUUGCUGUGUGUUGUACUGUACUGCUAACUCGUUAAAGCAGCUGCUGGGUUGUGAAAAAGCUGGAAAGGGUUACCAGCUGUGAUGAGGAAUUGAUUCCUCUGGCUCAGGAAAGGAUUGCUGAUUUAUUUUAUAUAUAGGUAAUGCUGAAAAGGCUGCCAGAAGGAAUGAUUACAUUGUACCUAAAUAAAAUUGACACUAUGAUCUGAUAAUCAGGGUGAUAGCUCAUGAAGGUGAUGAUUGUUAUCCUGAUUCAUUGUAAAUUUGUCAGUUGCACUAGUAGGUAUGACAACAUUCUGCAAAGUAAGACAUCCCAAAGUCAAAGGAGUUUAUGUUGCGAAUGUAAAGAUUUACUCACUGUAACGCACAUAGAAUACCUUGAUUCUGGAAAGUACAUUGAAAUCCAGUUAAACAGAGGAAGCACGUUCUUAAGAACUUGGCUGAAGUAGGAACAAUGUCAAUGAGAGCGUGUUCAUUUUGAUACAUUCUUUCUCAUUUCCAGCUCUUCAUUUUGAUAACCAAGGAUCAUGCCUAAAUGGGUAUGUUUGUAAUGACUUUCAGGAUGAGAAGUGUUGACUGUUCUGUUAGCAUGUCAAUGUUCUUGUAAGAUGUGUUGGCUUUGUUGCUGUUUGCAUGUUUUGGUGCCAGUUUUCAUGUUUCCUGUGGAGAUGGUGUUCUUUAGCACAGCAACUCUUUUUUGAUUUCCAUUAGGAAAUUCGGAUAACUUGAUUGGUAGCUACAGUCUGGUAGUAAGUGUAAACUGUGCUUGAAAGUGUUUGUGUACUAUUAUUUCCAAGGAGACCACUGUAUUAUUUUCAGCAUUUUUUAAAAAUCCUGUUUGUUGGAAGGACAAAAAAGUUUACAUUUCAUACUUUUAAGAAUUGCUUUAGUAUUUAUUUAUUGAAGAUAAUGUAGAAUUUUGUAUCAGAAAUGACAUACUUAUGUAUUUUUUUGAACAAAGACACACUUUAGUUAGAAAUUUUCAAUGGACCAAGUUU
Messenger RNA from Eublepharis macularius, 7228 nucleotides. It is a transcript of the gene ITSN1, whose product is annotated as intersectin 1. Gene Ontology annotation, molecular function: protein binding; guanyl-nucleotide exchange factor activity; molecular adaptor activity. The record is from RefSeq and is a predicted model, not a curated record. The transcript has 39 exons. NCBI's taxonomy places the organism in Eukaryota, Metazoa, Chordata, Lepidosauria, Squamata, Eublepharidae. Gene Ontology annotation, cellular component: clathrin-coated pit; cytoplasm; intracellular vesicle. Gene Ontology annotation, biological process: intracellular signal transduction; clathrin-dependent synaptic vesicle endocytosis; positive regulation of Rho protein signal transduction. The coding region runs from base 272 to 5410 and encodes 1712 amino acids.